Molecule: messenger RNA, 676 nt
Organism: Sapajus apella (tufted capuchin)
Lineage: Eukaryota; Metazoa; Chordata; Mammalia; Primates; Cebidae
Product: collagen alpha-2(VI) chain-like
Exons: 3
Coding region: 1-591 (196 amino acids)
Source: RefSeq, a predicted model, not a curated record
AUGAUCGCAGUUCCCGGGGGCGACGUCGGCGGCUGGCGGGAGGGCUGCGGGCGGCGGGCGGCGGGCGGCGGGCGGCGGGCGCCGGGUGGGGAGUCGGCGCCGGGCCCCGGGCGAGUGCAAGGGGAGGGCGGCGGGGUCUGGCGCCUGAGGCCGGCCGCGCUCACGGGCUCGCGGACGCUGGGGCUCGGCUCCGACUCCGGCUCCGCGCCUCUGGGUCUGCGUCGCUCGCACUCCAGCCGGGGGCACCCUCAUCCCAGGCUGACUGACGUCCCCGGCACCCAUAGGUCGCGGGGAGUGCGGGGCCAGGGUGCGCCUUCCUUCCUCCUCCUGUGGGUGAAACCGGGGACAGCGGCCCCCAGUCCCAGGGCGGAGACUGCCUCUGCUGCUCUCAGCGACGCGCCCAGGCCUGGGAGCCGGGAGAUCCGCGGGGAGCCCGGAGACACACGUCCCAGAGGCGCCAGGGGUUGCGCUGCACCCGCUCCCACGGGCCUCUUCCGAGAGGACGCGAACCCCACGUGCCCGCGGGAAGUCCUCGGAUCCUGGAUGGGAAAGAGCCUUCUCUCACCCGCUCCGAGACUCCGCGCUUUUUAACAUCUGUCCUUGCAGAGCGACUGGUCAUUUUAGGCCCGAGUCAAGCCUCUCUUGAUUAAUAAAUGGCCAUUGCUCGUUUUAAGUG